Messenger RNA from Cryptococcus deneoformans JEC21, 3181 nucleotides. RefSeq lists its product as hypothetical. Bases 32 to 2974 code for a protein of 980 amino acids. Gene Ontology annotation, biological process: autophagy; response to starvation. The transcript is spliced from 4 exons. The record is from RefSeq and is a predicted model, not a curated record. Gene Ontology annotation, cellular component: cytoplasm. Lineage: Eukaryota; Fungi; Basidiomycota; Tremellomycetes; Tremellales; Cryptococcaceae.
UCCUCCUCACCGCCGAGCCACCGCGACCCCCAUGCACCGCAGGCAGGCCACUCGCAUAUCCCCAACCGCCACCCCCUCCUCACUCCUUUCCCCUAUCGUCUCCCACUUCCCUGCUCUCUCCGUCAUAUCCCCCUUCAAGGCCUUGCGUCAGUCCCCUUCCUCCGACCACCACCACCCAACCCUCGCUUCCCCACCACGCCUAGAACUUACCAAGGCAGUAUGGCAGGAAGCAGAUCUCGGAGAUGGAAAGGGCAUCGUGCCCUUACUUCUCUUAACAUCUCCCACGAGCGCGCUGCAGAUAUUUUCAGUCCCAACUCCUGUCGCUUCUCAGGACCCUCGAUCUUCAGAAUCAUUCAGUGACCCUGAGGAGGUGUUUGCCAUGUCCACUAUAACAUAUGACUCGUCCCUAUAUCAAUGCUCGCUGUCUGGGGUAAACGAUGGAGACCCUCUACCGUUUUCGGCGCACAAUGAAACCGUGCUAGACAUGGCGCUCAUGGAGGGGGGAAGAGUUGCUUUGGUCACUUGCCAUUCGAACAAGACGUUUAUAGGACCCCUGGCGUUAGUCGUGGUGAACCUCAAAAGUGGGCGAGCAGAAGCGAGAGUGGAUCUAGGUGCUGGUUCCACGGCUGAUGUCCAUGUAUCACAUAAGGUUAUUGUCAUUACUGUAUCCCAUCCUACACCUUCGAUUCACUUUUUAGAUCCCGCGUCUUUUACGCCUCUAUUUCCCCCUAUUGUGGAUGCUGCGCCUAAUGCUCUCACUCAACUGCCAACAAUUGCUUUAUCUGGCCGGAUUCUUGCUUAUGUGACAUCGACGCCUGCCAAUAUCUCCACACCUAGCGACAUGGGCUCGCUGGUAACGUCCUCCUCCUUGAGAGCCUCCCAUUCAAGGAACCGGCAAGGUCCUUCCAGUCAAGUGGAGAGUCAUCAAGGUGCACUAAUAAGUUCGGCAGUUGAGAUCGGAGGUGGCGUGGCUCGCGGGGUAUGGGCAGGCAUAAAACUUGGUGCGAAGGCUGCUAGCGCCGCAACGCGUGCUAGAAGCGACAGAUUGGCUCAGAGUGCACCAGAUGAUACUACCGCCUUCGGUCGUGACCAAGAAGCCGCAAUCCUUGGGGACACAGAGAGCCGAUCACUGGACGAGGGCAGCAUGCUUGACGAGGCACUACCCAUUAGUGCUGCCAAUGCAAAGUCUAUUGACAAGGGUGAAUGGAUCCAUGUCAUCGACCUUUUCUCUCGCCAUCCGAGCAGCACACGUCAAGUAUCGCCGCCGGGCAAUGUCACUUCGAAGUCAACCCCCUCUUUCACCACUGUAGCCCAUUUCAGGCUGCCUCCCUCGUCUGUCGUUCCAAUAGAUACCUCCCACUCGUCUCAGUACCAUUCAUUGCCUGUCCAACAUCUAUCUUUUUCCCCAUCAGGUACGGCACUGUUAGCUGCACCUGCUGAUGGCCGAAGUUUUCAUAUAAUGGAAUUUCAUCCCGCUGGGCCGAUGAAAGGGAACACUAGAACUGGAACACAGAGUCAAGCUUGGCACUUGUAUGAGCUCAAGAGAGGCCAUACGAUUGCCAAUGUCAGGUGGACAAGUUGGGACAGGAUGGGAAAUUGGGUGGGUGUUGGCACAGACAGAGGUACCAUACAUAUCUAUCCCAUACACCCAUCAGGAGGACAGCCUUCCGCGUUCACACAUGUCGCAGGAUGCCGCAAUGCUCAGCGGCUCUUUGCUCUUUCAAUUCCUGUGUCUCCUAUCGCCAGGAUCAGGCCACCACGCUUAGCUAUGGAUACAUCACAUCUAGACGGAUCUCUUGAUUCAGAUUUGACAUAUUCAGAAAAUUCUGUUUUCGGCUUCCUCCCUUAUCGCCAGCACCAGAAGUUGGAUCAGAAGCACAUUCAAGACAUCGGAAUUUUCCGAUGGCCGUCGGGUGUGUUGGAGCUCAUUCGCAUGGCAGUACGUGGAUGCCGAGAGGAUGAUAGUGAGGCGGGAGUGGCCAAAUACAGCAGUAGAUCACCACCACACAGGACCAGAAGCGCACUCACCGAAUUGAUGCUUAGCAGAGCUGUUCGUGAACGUAAUAGCUUUGCAGCUGAAAAGGCAGCCCAGGCGAGAUGGGUAUUGCCCAGCGCAGUUGCUAUGUCAGCACCCACUCUUUUGUCUUCGACUAUUGCUGAGAAGAGUCAGCCGUCCCGGGUGGGUGCCCUUGCCGCGGCAGAAAUUCGAACACACCAUUUCAAUCCACAUGUCCUCCCCAGUUCUAUCUAUCUCUCAAGGCAAAUUGAAUUUUUUUCUGCCCGACCUAUAGACGAUUACUCUCCCCUUUCGAUACUCGAUUUGGAAGCGCGAACCGAUAAACUCGUUUUUCGACAGGAAGUAGAGGCACGGUCCCCUCCGAAUGAAGACACCGAGGCACCUUUAUCUUUCGACCGGCCUCUCCUGUCGGCUUUGCAUGAUCUGAUAGAAUCUCCUUCCGAUCGCCAGAUACCAGGAUUGCCUAACGGUCAUGGCCGGACGGGGAUAUGGACGGGAGAUCCAAUUCAAACAGUGAAAUACGGGUUUAAUGAAGGAGUCGAUAGGGUUCGCAGGGAAUAUGUGCGAGCACAGCUUGUCAAAGAGCACAAAUUGACAAAGCAAAACAAGGAGACAAGCGGGCUGAGCCUUAGCUUCGAAGAUGAUGCAGUACUCGCCGUAUCAAGCUCAGACCUGCGCUUGGAUAAUCUCUCACUCGAUCAAUCUGAGCCGGCCGCAGUUUCCGGCAGAUCAAGCUCAAUCCAUACUUCGGAAAAUUUGACGUCCCCCCCUGGCAGCGGUGAUUUACCACCCACCAAGGUAGACUCAUCGGACGGAGACAGUCAGUGGGGGGAAGUGUGGGAAGAAGAGUAUCGAAAGGCCGUGGAAGAUGACGGCGGGCCCGAUGAUCUAGUGCUAGGUCUUUUGGACGAGGAGGAAGAUGAGAGACGACAGUGGGAAGCGAGACAAAAACUUUGAAAGCAGGCAAAUCAUCAUUUGGGCUAGAUUUGAACGAGGUGGGUCAUAGUCUUGAGUUGUAUCAUAUGGGAAAAAAAACGAGCAAACAGAGAUAUGUCGCUCUUGUCAGCCAAAACAGAAAUUAGAACAUCCAAUUCUUCCUUAGUUGUAUUUUAUGGCCCAUGAUCACAUACAGGUGCAAUCGCGAACACGUAUGCAUUACUUUUC